CUCCCGCCGCCGUGGCGAGGUGCUCGCUUCCCUUUUGCCUUCCGCCAUGAUGGUAAGUUUCCCAAGGCCUCCCCAGCCAUGCGGAACUAUGAUUCUGGGCCUCCCCCAUCUACUGUCAUCAACCAAAAUGAAACGUUUGCCAACAUCAUUUUUAAACCUAGUGUAGUACAACAGGCCAAGAUUGCCCAGAAUGGAGUUUUGGGAGACUUUAUCAUUAGAUAUGAUGUCAAUAGAGAACAGAGCAUUGGGGACAUCCAGGUUCUAAACGGCUAUUUUGUGCACUACUUUGCUCCUAAAGACCUUCCUCCUUUACCCAAGAAUGUGGUAUUCGUGCUUGACAGCAGUGCUUCUAUGGUGGGAACCAAACUCCGGCAGACCAAGGAUGCCCUCUUCACGAUUCUCCAUGACCUCCGACCCCAGGACCGUUUCAGUAUCAUUGGAUUUUCCAACCGGAUCAAAGUAUGGAAGGACCACUUGAUAUCAGUCACUCCAGACAGCAUCAGGGAUGGCAAAGUGUACAUUCACCAUAUGUCACCCACUGGAGGCACAGACAUCAAUGGGGCCCUGCAGAGGGCCAUCAGGCUCCUCAACAAGUACGUGGCCCACAAUGACAUUGGAGACCGGAGCGUGUCCCUCAUCAUUUUCCUGACGGAUGGGAAGCCCACAGUCGGGGAGACGCACACCCUCAAGAUCCUCAACAACACCCGAGAGGCCGCCCGAGGCCAAGUCUGCAUCUUCACCAUUGGCAUCGGCAACGAUGUGGACUUCAGGCUGCUGGAGAAACUGUCGCUGGAGAACUGCGGCCUCACACGGCGUGUGCACGAGGAGGAGGAUGCGGGCUCGCAGCUCAUCGGGUUCUACGAUGAAAUCAGGACCCCUCUCCUCUCUGACAUCCGCAUCGAUUAUCCCCCCAGCUCAGUGGUGCAGGCCACCAAGACCCUGUUCCCCAACUACUUCAACGGCUCAGAGAUCAUCAUUGCAGGGAAGCUGGUGGACAGGAAGCUGGAUCACCUGCACGUGGAGGUCACCGCCAGCAACAGUAAGAAAUUCGUCAUCCUGAAGACGGAUGUGCCUGUGGGACCUCAGAAGGCAGGGAAAGAUGUCACAGGAAGCUCCAGGCCUGAAGGCGAUGGAGAGGGGGACCCCAACCACAUCGAGCGUCUCUGGAGCUACCUCACCACAAAGCAGCUGCUGAGCUCCUGGCUGCAAAGUGACGAUGAGCCGGAGAAGGAGCGGCUGCGGCAGCGGGCCCAGGACCUGGCCCUAAGCUACCGCUUCCUCACUCCCUUCACUUCUAUGAAGCUGAGGGGGCCGGUCCCGCGCAAGGACGGCCUGGAGGAGGCCCACGGCAUGUCGGCCGCCAUGGGACCCGAACCGGUGGUGCAGAGCGUGCGAGGAGCUGGCACGCAGCCAGGACCUUUGCUGGAGAAGCCAUACCAGCCAAGAAUUAAAAUCUCUAAAACAUCAGUGGAUGGCGAUCCCCACUUUGUUGUGGACUUCCCCCUGAGCAAACUCACUGUGUGCUUCAAUAUUGAUGGGCAGCCUGGGGACAUCCUCAGGCUGGUCUCUGAUCACAUGGACUCUGGUGUGACAGUGAAUGGAGAGUUAAUCGGGGCACCCGCCCCUCCAAAUGGCCAUAAGAAACAGCGCACUUACUUCCGCACCAUCACCAUCCUCGUCAACAAACCAGAGAGAUCUUACCUCGAGAUCACACCGAGCAGAGUCAUCCUGGAUGGUGGGGACAGGCUGGUGCUCCCCUGCAACCAGAGUGUGGUGGUGGGGAGCCGGGGGCUGGAGGUAUCCGUGUCUGCCAAUGCCAAUGUCACGGUCACCAUCCAGGGCUCCAUAGCCUUUGUCAUCCUCAUCCACCUCUACAAAAAGCCGGCGCCCUUCCAGCGACACCACCUGGGUUUCUACAUCGCCAACAGCGAAGGCCUCUCCAGCAACUGCCACGGACUGCUAGGUCAGUUCCUGAACCAGGAUGCCAGACUCACGGAAGACCCUGCGGGGCCCAGCCAGAGCCCCACUCACCUUCUGCUCCUUCAGGCGGGAGAGGGGCCUGAGGCCGUCCUAAAGGUGAAAGGCCACCAAGUCCCAGUGGUCUGGAAGCAAAGGAAGAUCUACAAUGGGGAAGAGCAGAUAGACUGCUGGUUUGCCAGGAACAACGCCGCCAAACUGAUUGACGGGGAGUACAAGGAUUACCUGGCCUCCCAUCCGUUUGACACAGGGAUGACGCUUGGCCGGGGAACGUCCAGGGAGCUCUGAAGCUGGCAGCCUUAAUGAUGCAAGUGCAUGAAGGACCGUGAUGUGGGGAGGCCAUGGGGCAGCUCUUUUCAUGGCUUGUACAUGCUUCAGCUCCUGGCAAUUAGCUGGACUCCGUGACCCACCCCUGGUGCAGCGUAGAUCCAACGUCUGUCUGGGCAAAGGGUAGGGGCGGGAAGCCUGAGUGCAAAUGUCAUUUCUCUCUACUCCCUCUUCCUGCCUCUCCCCACCCUGCCCACAUCCACGGAGGGGAGAAAGGUCAUAGCUAAAUGCAAGAAAGUCUGUAUCUUGUCCCAACCUGCUUAUCUGUUCUGUUAGCCUGUCAUAAAGUAAGCCUUUCUGGUGAAGGAAGGUUGCUAUGAAACUUGUUUUCUUGGUGGAAAUGGCCAAGUUUGGGGACUGUGAUUUUUGCCUUACACUAAUGCUUAGAAAGCUGUCUUUUCAGUGGUGCUGCAGCCCCCAGAUGUGUGGCCAACCUCUGCUACAAAGGAAUCUCUCACUGAGUCCAGGCCACCAAUCAUGCAAAUAGCCCAUACGUUUGAUCGCUGUAAACCAUGAAGUCUUUUCUUAUGAGAGGUUUUUCUUCUGCUGUGGUAUCUUGCCCUUAAAAAUUAGUUUUCAUUAAAAGGAAAUUUGAUUGAAAAUAGAAACAUCUACAGCUCAGA
Mandrillus leucophaeus (drill) is the source of this 2927-nucleotide messenger RNA. It is a transcript of the gene ITIH5, whose product is annotated as inter-alpha-trypsin inhibitor heavy chain family, member 5. The record is from RefSeq and is a predicted model, not a curated record. Gene Ontology annotation, molecular function: serine-type endopeptidase inhibitor activity. NCBI's taxonomy places the organism in Eukaryota, Metazoa, Chordata, Mammalia, Primates, Cercopithecidae. The transcript has 10 exons. Gene Ontology annotation, biological process: hyaluronan metabolic process. Bases 79 to 2265 code for a protein of 728 amino acids.